CUCACUUUUCCCCGUGCCCGGCCCCCUUUAUCGCGUCUGCCCUCCUCUAUCGGACUUCGGAGGAUCGAUCGGGACUUUCCUUACCCCCCCGUCCCAUCGCCUCUCUCUCCCUCUUCCUCUCGCUUCCUCUUCGCAUCCCCUCGGCAUCUGCCCCUCCCAUCUCCCUCUUCUCCCUGCUUUUCUCCCUUCCUCCUCCUCCUCCUCCCGAGGAUCCAUCACUCCUGGCCAUGAAGAAGCUUGAAAGCCGCCCAGCACCGGCGAGCUCCGCCGGCAAGAAGCUGCGCCCGCCGGCCAAACGCCCGGUCGGACGUGGCUCCGCCCGGGAGAAGCUCAUCCAUCGGGCUUGUGCGGCGGCCACUUCGGCCUUUGCCUAUGACAAGGUUUUGUCUCCUCCAGCCACGGUCCUGCCCUCCAGCGCCGGUGACACCCCCCUGGCCCCGUUCAUUCCGUUGGCCGAUCACCGGCCCCCGGCCGCCUCGGCGCCUGCGCCCGCCCUCAACGGGUAUACCCCCUUCGAGCCGGGCUCCCUGCUGGACCCGACGCCGGCUGCCUUGGCCGAGCGCCGGGCCGGUCGGGAUUUGUCCUCCUGCGCCAAGCUUGCCGAGCUGGUGGAGUCCUCGCCGGAGCUGAUGGAAGCCCGCCUGGGAGCGCUCCUGCGCAAACAAAAACGCCUCAAGGCCACCCUCGCCGAACGUACUGCCAUCAUUGCCAGGGCCAAGUUGCAAAACCGCUACCUGCUGGACAUGGUGGCUGAUGCUGAUCCGGAGCCCUACAACGACCUGGACUGCGACCUGGACGAGGAGUUUGAUCUUGCUGGUCCGCCGCCUGCACCCAAGUGGCAGGCCAUUGGCCAGCCGUCGGUGGAUCCGGUGCUCGAUUUGCCGCACCUGACCAAAAAACCUUUCCCCACGCCCCAGGCCCCGCAUCAGGGGUUCACCUUCCCGCUGGAUCUGCUUGGCAUCAAUCUGGUCAUCCACGAUGUGGACCCGGUGCCGGAGCUCAACGAGAUCUGCUGGGCCAUGAACCCCAACCGCACCGAGGCCACCAUGACCACGCCGCAGAUGGACACCGACCCGGCAUCCCCCUCCUUCGGCCAGCAGGUGGACGAGCGUGUAGUCCGAGUGGUGCCUCGGCUUCGAGGCGAUGUGCAGCCCUCGUUGGCUUUCGCGUCGAAUAUCGAGGCAGCCACGGUGGCCUGCGUGCAGGUUCAUCGGCUCGGCACCAUCGAGCAUGUCCGCACGACGUACCACAGUGCUCGGUACUUUUACCCGAUCGGCUUUAUGGCCACCCGGCGCCAUGUGUCCUUCACCGAUCCCCGGCGCUUGACCACAUACCAGCUGGAGAUUCUGGACGGCGGUCCGGUUCCGCGGUUCUCCAUCCACGCCCUGGACCAGCCCAAGAAGCUCUUCGUCACCAACAGCAUCAUCCAAAGCUGGAAGCAGAUCCAGAAUGAGAUUGUCAAGGCUCGCGAGCAGCUUGGCUUGGCCUCCUCUUUCGAGGACCUUGACGAUGUUUUCAACAAGCCCUCGCCCUAUGAGCGUGUGGUGACACCGCUGUCCUCGGGCGUGGCCCCCCCCGGGACGACCGCCAUCGGUAUGGCACCUCCACCCGGAGCGCUGACCGUGGCCGUGGUCAACAACACCCUCACCGCGCCGGAUCUCUUUGGCUUGUCUGAUCCGACGGUGCUUCGGCUCCUGAUGACCCUGCCCGGCGCCGAUAUGUGUCGGAAGUUCAUCGUCAACGCCCGGCGGGCAUACAACGAGCAGCGGCGUCUCGGACGUCGUGAGGCGGCCGCCGCUGCCGCCGCCGCCGCCGCCUCCCCCGGCCCCGGGGACACCACUCCAUCUGACCGGCGCUCGGCCGCACCCAGCCAGCGCGCCACCCCCUCCGGCGGCGGUGGCACCACAUCGACCGACCCUCCGGCCAGGUUUGGCAAGUCCGCCAAAACACCUGCCCCCUCCUCCUCCUCGACCACUUCAGCCUCUUCUCCCUCCUUCCCAUCGCAAUCGACUCCAUCGCGCGGUGCUGGUACCACAUCGCGUGAUACUCCCUCUCGGCGUCAUCGAGGUGACCCCUCGGAGGAUGCCGGGCCUCGGCGGGCCCCCUUGGCCCCGGCCCCGCCGGUGACGGGGUCCCCCUCGCGACGCCCCGGCGAUCGGGCAGAUCGCAGUGAUGCUCGUCCGGCGCGUUCGCGCUCGAGGUCACGCUCCCCCUCGCGCGGGCGCCCCGCCCCCCGGCGCCCCGCCAGCCCGGCCCGGUCGUUCUCCCCCGCCACUGCCUCGCCCUCUUCGCGGCAACGCCGGCGACAUGUCUCCCGGUCCCGGUCCCGGUCUCGGUCCCGGUCUCGGUCCCGGUCUCCUCCGCGGUCACAGCGCUGGUCAAGGUCGCGCUCUCGUUCGCGCAGUCCCCACCGGCCGGCCGACCGCCGUCCUGUGGAUCGCUAUGCCGGCGGCCCGACCGCCGACCGGGGUGGCAGCGGAUCCACCUACCGGCCCGGGAGAGGAGGUCGAUCCCGCUCACGCUCACGCUCUCCAUCGGACAGCGGUGGCCCGCGUCGCGGGUAUUCCCCCUCCCCCUCGCGCCGGCGGGGGCCCUCCUCCUCGCACCACCGGUCACGCUCGCGCUCGCCCCCCUCCUCGUCCACAUAUCACCGGUCACGGCCGGCGUCCUUCCCCUCGCCCCGGCGGUCCCCCUCGCCCGGGGCCAAUGCCAGUGGCUAUCGCGACCGCUACCACCGGUCACGCUCGCGCUCUCGCUCGCCAUCCUCCACAGGUGGCGCCCAGAGGUUCUAUGGCCGCCGCGGCAAUGAUCGCCGGUUCUAGUUCAUCCCCGGGGCCCCGGUCUCUCCCGCCCCCCCCCUGCCUCCCGCCCGUGCUUUCCCUCUUGCCUGGAGCAGAAAUAUAUUCCCGGCGUGCUGUGCACAUGAUAUUCGGAA
Molecule: messenger RNA, 2935 nt
Organism: Fonticula alba
Lineage: Eukaryota; Rotosphaerida; Fonticulaceae
Exons: 9
Coding region: 228-2822 (864 amino acids)
Biological process (GO): regulation of cell cycle
Cellular component (GO): nucleus
Source: RefSeq, a predicted model, not a curated record